Diatraea saccharalis (sugarcane borer) is the source of this 411-nucleotide messenger RNA. Lineage: Eukaryota; Metazoa; Arthropoda; Insecta; Lepidoptera; Crambidae. The record is from the annotation of a GenBank genome assembly.
GCUGUCAACUGCUGUCAAAGAGCUCCAUAAUGGUGCAACGGCUAACUUUCAGACGACGAUUGUCGUACAAUACCAAGUCAAAUCAAAGGAGAAUAGUAAGAACACCUGGUGGCAGAUUGGUUUACCAAUAUGUUAAAAAGCCCAAGAAGAUCCCAAGAUGUGGACAAUGUAAAAGCAAACUACGUGGUAUUCAACCUGCAAGGCCCGCUGAACGAUCACGACUUUGUUAUCGCAAGAAAACAGUAAAGCGAGUGUAUGGAGGGGUGCUCUGCCAUAAAUGUGUUAAGCAACGUAUUGUCAGAGCUUUCCUUAUUGAAGAACAGAAGACUGUGAAAGAACUUAAAGCACAGCAAGCAAGUGCAAAGGGAGGCAAAAGGUCUGCCAAGUAAAUGCUAGGUUAAUAAAUAACUG